AUGCCGAACAAAGUAGCCAAAAUAGAAAUGGUAAUCUCCUUCUCAGACAUCGACCUAGAAGGAGUGAACCUACCACAUGAAGAUGCCCUCAUGGUGCAGGUGGAGAUAGCCAAUCGAGUUAUGCAUAGGAUGCUGGUUGACACCGGAGUGUCCGUAGAUGUAAUCUCACUGGAGGCCUACAGGCAAUUCGGGUUCAGUGAUGAUAAGCUCAAACCAGAAGCAACCUACCUCCAUGGGUUCUUAGAAGCCUCCUCUUCCAUUAGAAGAACAAUCGAAUUGCCAGUCACCUUCGGAGACCACCCUCGGCAAGUCACGAUCAUGAUUACCUUCAUAGUAGUAAGAGAACCUUAUAGCGAUCAGAGGGAUGAGCUCAAAGAAUGGAGAGGAAAGCCAGUGGAAGACCACAUCCCAUUCCCUCUUAGCGAGGACGAACCCACCAAGAUAGUGCAGGUCAGAUCGUUGCUGGACAAAGAACAGAAAGGUAAGUUGGGGCGACUCUUGAAAGAGAACUCAGAUGUCUUCGCAUGGUCGGCCUCCGACAUGCCAAGCAUACCUUGGGACAUUGCCGAACAUAGGCUCCAUGUGGAUCCAACUAAGAAGCCAAUCCAACAGAAGCAAAGGAAUUUUGCCCUUGAUAGACAAGCUGCAAUCAAAGAAGAGGUCAAGAAGUUGAGUUGUUCGGGGUUCAUCAGGAGCGAGAAAUUCCCUACUUGGCUGGCAAACGUUGUGAUGGUUCCCAAACCAAACGGCAAGUGGUGA
Molecule: messenger RNA, 759 nt
Organism: Telopea speciosissima
Lineage: Eukaryota; Viridiplantae; Streptophyta; Magnoliopsida; Proteales; Proteaceae
Exons: 2
Coding region: 1-759 (252 amino acids)
Source: RefSeq, a predicted model, not a curated record